UACCACGGCAACCAGUUUUCGCACACACUAUGCGGAAGGUUUUGGUGUUCGCGUGUAUAUUAUGUGUUGACAUUUUAAUAGUUUAUAUGUUGAACCUCGGAGAAACUUUGCUCAAGUCUCCAACAAAAGGUUUGGACUAUAAUCUGUUACGCCAAUGGGCUGAAUCUGGAUUGCGGUGCACGCUGCUGUACGCGGGGUCUACUUUAUCUAAAGAUGCGGCAGAUCCGUUGAUAAGAAGAUGGAUUGCAGUUCACUGUUUUAUCGGUUCUGUGUACGAAACCGGACGCUUAGCGUUGUUUAACAACUACCGCCUUGAUAAAUUCACUGUGUGGCUUGUCGGUACAGUGGCUGCUGCUUUAGCAUGUCUUUUUUGGGAGAUAACAUUGCCUGACAGGAAUGAAGGGAGUAACGGUAAAGAGCGCAAACAGAGGGCUCGAGUCCUCUUCAUCCGGGUCAUCCGCUUAUACAGGCCAGAUUAUAUAUUAUUAUUUGGAGCUUUUGUCUUUCUGGCCCUAGCUGUGCUAUGUGAAAUGUUCAUCCCACUUUACACAGGAGAGGUGAUUGACAUCUUGGGUUCCCAUUACCAGUGGGAUAACUUUAGAUCAGCUAUCAUUUUCAUGGGAUUGUUUUCAUUAGGAAGGUUGGUAUUAAAUAAAAUUUGAAUUACGAAAAAACUCUAUAUAAUAUCAGAAUUAAUGCUUUUUUUUGUUACUCUCAGCUCUUUCAGUGCAGGUUGUCGUGGAGGCCUAUUCAUGUGUGCAAUCAAUAGCUUCACUUGCAGAGUCAAGGUGCAACUGUUCGGAUCUCUGGUCAGGCAGGACAUUGGCUUCUUUGAGACCAUCAAGACAGGUGAUGUCACCUCUAGACUGUCUACAGACACUACUCUGAUGGGCCGGGCUGUAGCCCUGAAUGUCAAUGUUCUUCUGCGGACACUUGUAAAGACAUUAGGAAUGCUGUAUCUGAUGGUGAGCCUCUCCUGGAAGCUUACACUACUGAUGCUGAUGGAGACACCACUGACAGGCUUACUGCAGAACAUAUAUGAUACACACUAUCAGAAGCUCUCAAAAGAAGUUCAGGACUCCAUGGCACAAGCUAAUGACGCUGCUGGGGAGGCAGUUUCAGGGAUCAGGACAGUAAAGAGUUUCAAGACAGAACUUGGUGAAGCCCGUCGCUAUGAUAGCCGUUUGAUGGAAACUCACAAUCUGAAGACCCGACGGGACACAGUCAGGGCAAUUUACCUGCUAAUUAGGAGGAUGACAGAAUUGGGAAUGAAGGUGGCCAUGCUUUACUACGGGAGACUGUUCAUACAGUAUGGACAGAUGAGCACUGGGAAUCUGGUUUCUUUCAUUCUGUAUCAGCAAGACCUUGGAGAUAAUAUUAGAACUUUGAUCUACAUCUUUGGAGACAUGCUGAAUUCAGUAGGGGCUGCUGGUAAGGUGUUUGAGUACCAGGACCGAAAGUCUGAAGUCAGUAUUGAUGGAAACCUGAUGCCAAAAGAUCUGAAAGGACACAUCAAGUUUCAGAACCUCACCUUCUCGUAUCCCAGAAGACCCGACCACAAUGUGUUAAAGGACUUCUCUCUGGAGCUGAAGCCGGGUCAGAUGACGGCUCUAGUGGGAAUGUCCGGUGGAGGGAAGAGCACCUGUGUGAGUCUGCUGGAGAGAUUUUAUCAGCCACAGCAGGGACACAUUCUGUUAGAUGGACAACCACUGCAGGACUACCAACACAAAUAUCUGCACAGCAAGGUAGCGAUGGUGGGUCAGGAGCCUGUCCUUUUCUCUGGUACUGUAAGAGACAACAUUGCCUAUGGUCUGCAAGGCUGCUCAAUGAAAAGAGUGAAGGAGGCUGCAAGCAAAGCCAAUGCCCAUGCCUUCAUCUCCAAACUGGAAAAGGGAUAUGACACAGAUGUGGGAGAGCGUGGUAAUCUACUCUCAGGAGGUGAGAAGCAACGCAUCGCUAUCGCCAGAGCUCUGAUCAGAGAACCUCAGGUGCUCAUACUGGAUGAAGUGACCAGCUCUUUGGACACUGAAAGUGAACAAAUGGUUCAACAGGCUUUGUCCUGCUGCCCCACCCAGACACUGCUAGUGAUUGCUCAUAGGUUGAAAACCAUUGAGAGGGCGGAUCAGAUUGUUGUGAUUGACAGUGGGGAGCUGGUGGAGAAAGGCACGCAUGAGGAACUGAUGGAAAAGAAGGGAAGCUACUAUAAGCUGAGGGAGAGGCUCUUUAGUGAUGAUCACACAACAAACCAAGACAAAGAGAAAUCUGAUACCGUAAAAACACAGUAGGCCAUGCUGAAAUGCUGUAA
Molecule: messenger RNA, 2305 nt
Organism: Danio aesculapii
Lineage: Eukaryota; Metazoa; Chordata; Actinopteri; Cypriniformes; Danionidae
Gene: tap2a
Product: transporter associated with antigen processing, subunit type a
Exons: 10
Biological process (GO): transmembrane transport
Cellular component (GO): membrane
Molecular function (GO): ABC-type oligopeptide transporter activity; ATP binding; ATP hydrolysis activity
Source: RefSeq, a predicted model, not a curated record